UUGACACUCACAACCUUACGAGUUGUCGUGUGACACCAAAACAUGUCUUCAUCACAAGUCCCUAACAUCGUACUCUCCAACCGCCGAAACUUUCCGGUGAUUGGACUCGGAACUGGUACCAUGUCCGCCGGCGGCGAUGACACCAAGGUGGCAGUGCUAGAGGCCAUUAAGCUCGGUUACAAGCACUUUGACACAGCUUCAAUUUAUGGGUCAGAGGAGGGACUUGGAGAAGCCAUAGCUGAAGCUCUAAAACUUGGUCUCGUUGGGUCUCGAGAUGAUCUCUUUGUCACUUCCAAGCUCUGGUGCUCUGAUAAUCAUCCUGAUCUUGUCCUUCUUGCUUUGAAGAAAACACUUCAGUCACUGAAAUUAGAAUAUGUAGAUCUUUAUUUGAUCCACUGGCCCAUUGCUUUGAAGUCUGGAAAUUGGAGCAUGCCUUUUGAUGAAGAGGCCAUGGCCCCAUUUGACUUGAAGGGUGUGUGGACAAAAAUGGAGGAAUGCCAACAACUGGGACUUACAAAAGGCAUUGGAGUCAGCAACUUCAGUUGCAAAAAACUUGAAAAUUUGCUCUCAUUUGCCAAUAUUCCUCCUGCUGUCAACCAAAUUGGGAUGAAUCCUACUUGGCAGCAAAAGAAUGUAAAAGACUACUGCCAAUCGAGAGGAAUAAUCAUAACUGCAUACUCUCCUUUGGGAGCUAAAGGUACCUUUUGGGGUACCAACGAUGUAAUGGACAAUGAAUUGCUCAAUGAAAUUGCAAAUGCUCAUGGCAAAUCUGUUGCUCAGGUGUGUCUAAGAUGGUUGUAUGAGCAAGGCGUAGCUUUUGCGGUUAAGAGCUACAAUAAAGAGAGAAUGAAGCAAAAUUUGGAAAUAUUUGAUUGGUCACUUACAAAAGAUGACUAUGAAAAGAUUAACCAAGUCAAGCAACAUCAUUGUUUCAAGUAUGGACCAGCAAAGUUCAUUGAGGACCUUUGGGAUGAAGAAAAUUAAUACAAUAUGGUGUAUUCAUUCACCAUAUACUGAAGCUUUUGCUUUCUCUCCAAAUUUACUUCGACCGCGCAAUAAAUAAAAGUUAUAUAGAUUUGAAUAUUAUUUUUGAAACUUGAUUUGAAUUUUAUACUCAAAGUUGAGUACUUGUACUCUCUCAAUGCUAGAAGAAUAGCCAAUAUAAAAUAUUAUUCUCAUA
Messenger RNA from Lotus japonicus, 1180 nucleotides. RefSeq names its product non-functional NADPH-dependent codeinone reductase 2-like. NCBI's taxonomy places the organism in Eukaryota, Viridiplantae, Streptophyta, Magnoliopsida, Fabales, Fabaceae. Bases 43 to 984 code for a protein of 313 amino acids. Gene Ontology annotation, cellular component: cytosol. The record is from RefSeq and is a predicted model, not a curated record. Gene Ontology annotation, molecular function: aldose reductase (NADPH) activity. The transcript is spliced from 4 exons.